AUGAAAACAUAUGCAAUUGUGCUAAUUGUUUGCGGCUGUGUGGCCGCAUUAGUCAUCUUCCUAUGUUGUCUAUGCAACGAUCGCCGCAGAAAGAAACGCCCCUCAGCCCCGGCUCGCGCCCCUCCUCCGCCGCCACGUCAGCCGGUGACUUAUAAUAAUCGUGAUGUGGAGAAGGGAGAAAAGCCGAAGAGUAGCGGGUUGAAGGAUGGUGGAAUGGUUGUUCUUGGAGCAGCAGCUGUCGCUGCCACUGUCACCACGGCGGCUGUAGUAAGUAGCGGUGGUGGCGGUGGCGGUGAUGGUGGUGGUUGCGGAGGCGGCUGCGGUGGUGGCUGCGGCGGGGGUUGUGGAGGCGGCUGUGGAGGUUAA
This is a messenger RNA of Erythranthe guttata (spotted monkey flower), 366 nucleotides long. Lineage: Eukaryota; Viridiplantae; Streptophyta; Magnoliopsida; Lamiales; Phrymaceae. The record is from RefSeq and is a predicted model, not a curated record.